This is a messenger RNA of Naegleria gruberi, 1392 nucleotides long. RefSeq lists its product as uncharacterized. The transcript is spliced from 3 exons. The record is from RefSeq and is a predicted model, not a curated record. Gene Ontology annotation, cellular component: endoplasmic reticulum membrane. Bases 1 to 1392 code for a protein of 463 amino acids. NCBI's taxonomy places the organism in Eukaryota, Heterolobosea, Eutetramitea, Acrasida, Naegleriidae. Gene Ontology annotation, molecular function: glycerol-3-phosphate O-acyltransferase activity; glycerone-phosphate O-acyltransferase activity. Gene Ontology annotation, biological process: phospholipid biosynthetic process.
AUGGCCAAAGUGAACAUGAUAGCCUACACCUUGCUGAGGUGGUUCUUUGAAUUUUGUAUUCACAUGUUCUAUGGUAAUGUGAGUGCAAGAGGAACAGAAAAUAUUCCAAAAGAUCGUCCUGUCAUAUUUGUUGUCAAUCAUUAUAAUGGAUUAGUGGAUGCAUUGUUUCUCUAUUCAGAAGUGAGCAAUAGACUUAUUAGAGGUGUUGCUAAACAAGAAUUAUUUAAUUUACCUGUUGUUGGAUUCUUUAUGAAAUUACUCGGAAUUAUUCCAAUCAUUAGACCAUGUGAUGUGAAUGGAAAGGAUUUGGAAGAACAAAGAAAAUUAUCGAAUCUAGCUGCUAUUAAUGCUAUGGCCGAAGUGUUGAUUGAUGGACAUUGUAUAGUCAUAUUCCCUGAAGGAACAAGUCACAAUAAUAGUGACAUUCUAACAAUCAAGACAGGUUUUGCCAGAGCAGCUUUUACUUGUUUGGAGAAGUGUGAAAAUUUGGAUAAGAUUUAUCUAGUACCAGUUGGAUUAAACUAUGAUAGUAAGAAUGAAUUUAGAUCAGAUGUUUAUGUUCAAUUUGGAAAGGAAAUUCCUAUUGAUAGAAAUGAUUUACAAGAAUACCAACAAGAUAGUGGAAAGACUUUGCAUAGACUUGCUGAUGUUGUAAAGGAUGCUUUGAGAAAUGUCACAGUUGUUGCCAAGGAACCAGAUACAAUUUUGGCUGCUCAAGUCGCUAGAUCACUUGUUAGAAAUAGAUCCUUCCCAUUAACUCAAGAAGAAUACUUGCUCAUUACUCAAAGAUUUAUUGAUUUAUUUGAAAAUGAGCCAGAGGCAAAACCUGUUUACGAGACUCUCAAACAAUUCAAUGCCCAUAUCAGAUUAUUGAAUAUGAAGUAUUAUGAAAUUUCUAUGAAAUAUUCAUUUGUCAGAAAGAUUAUUACCCUAUUGUUCACUUUACCAAUUUGUUUACCUGGUUCUUUGUAUCAUGGUCCUAUUGGUCUACUUUGUUCUCAUCUUGGAAAAAAGCUUGCUGCUGGAUAUAAAGAUCAAGAGGCUCACUACAAGCUUAUGAUUGUUAUCAGCUUACUUCCAAUUUAUUAUUUGAUAACCAUUGGAAUAUUGACCUAUUUAUUUAGUUUCUACUUUGCCUUGUACUGUGCACUUUUAUUGGCAAUUUCAGGAAUUUUAGCUGUUAGAAUUAGACCAGUUGCCGUCUCAUUGCAAAUUAUGAAAUCUCUAGGAAAAUUGCUAGUUAUUAAUAGAGAAGAAAUCUUGAAGGUCCAAAGACAAAUUAGAAAUGAUUUGGCACCACUAGUUGGAAAGCACUGUCAAGAUCUUAUCAAACUUAAUUUAUUCGAUACUGAAAUUGUUGCCAAGAGUGAAAGCUCUAUUAAACAAAAUUAA